AGGAUUCCAUAUUGUAAAAUAAAAAUAAAAAUGCAAAAAGAAAAUCAGCGACGUUAAAAUUCCUCUCUCUGAAACAGUAGCAGCAGCUUUAAGAAACAGAGGAAAACAACGAGAUUUCUCUUUUUGUCUGUAAAUUUCUAGUUUUUAAGUUUCAAUUUCAUAUUAUUACAAUUUUCAAAAACGACUCUGUUUUUUCGUUUCUCUGUUAAUCAACAAUGAGCAAUGAAUCGGAAGAAUUGCCUCUCAUGGCUCCCCCACCGAUUACCGAGCCCAGCGAGAUCGACCUCGAGGCGGGUCCUGCCGAUCAAAUUCAGUGUCGAAUUUGCCUCGAAACCGACGGUAGAGAUUUUAUUGCUCCUUGCAAGUGCAAAGGAACAUCCAAAUAUGUACACCGCGAAUGUUUAGAUCAUUGGCGAGCUGUAAAGGAAGGGUUUGCAUUUGCUCAUUGCACAACCUGUAAAGCUCCUUAUCAUUUGAGAGUUCAUGUUGCUGCUGAUAGGAAAUGGCGAACCCUGAAAUUCCGAUUUUUUGUGACCAGAGACAUUUUGUCCAUAUUUCUGGCUGUUCAACUAGUCAUUGCUUCACUGGCAUAUUUGGUCCAUUUAAUUGACAGUUACCAGCAGUCAUGGCUCCGCCUUGCAUGGGGUUUUGAUAGUGAGCUAAGUUUCUACUAUAUAUGUGGAGCAUUACUAUUUUUUGCUUUGCUGGGGCUAUCAGGGUGCUUUAUUACAUGUUAUGAUCGAAGAGUCCGCAAUGAUUUGGCUCAGCCUUGUCGAGAAUUAUGUCUCUGUUGCUGUCAGCCAGGGAUGUGUGCAGACUGCCAUUUACCUGGCACUCUUUGUAUGUGGACUGACUGUACGACAUGCUUUGAAAGCUGUGCUAGUGCUGCUACUGAAUGUGGUUGCCUAGGAGGUGCUGGUGAAGCAGGGCUGCCAUUAUUGUUCAUAAUGGCUUUGAUUGUGCUGGGACUAUUUACUGUGAUUGGUAUAUUUUACAGUGUUUUGGUGGCUACAAUGGUUGGACAAAGGAUUUGGCAGCGGCACUAUCACAUACUCGCAAAAAGAAUGCUGACAAAGGAAUAUGUUGUUGAGGAUGUUGAUGGUGAAAUGACUGGAUCUGACUGGUCUCCUCCUCCUCUUCCACCUGAGCAUAUCCAGCAGCUGAAAACGCUUGGCCUUCUGUGAGUUUAGAAUUAUAUUUUGUCAUUGACAAAAACAACAUACUGUAAAGAUGGACUGGCUCCCUAUUUUGGUAGGUCAGUCUUCACCACAGGCUUAUGAAGCCACUUACUCCAACAGAGAGUUUUAUGCAGUUAUCAAGCAAGAAAAUUUAUAAAGGUUGUCGAUAUCAUUCAGUUAGAAGUAUGUGAAUUCUUAAAAUUUUUUUUGUUUUCACAUUCCUGUAAUGGUUGCCAUUAGUUUCACUUCCGUGAGGAAACUUGGAACAUGGUAAGAUAAGUAAUAACUGACAACACAUAUUUCAAAGACAUCCCAUGCUAAUGGUUUCCUGCCAAAUAUUAGUAACCUCGUAGAGAUCCUGAGAGUGGUUCCUUAUGUAACCUAUUUCAUUCACAUUAAAUGGGUGUUGGUGAUCCCUUCUCUGUAAUAUGUACUCAUUUGUUAAUGUAUUACCAAACCUGAAUAUGGUGAUUUAUAUGUUUGCUGAUA
This is a messenger RNA of Theobroma cacao (cacao), 1667 nucleotides long. Its product is annotated as RING/FYVE/PHD zinc finger superfamily protein. NCBI's taxonomy places the organism in Eukaryota, Viridiplantae, Streptophyta, Magnoliopsida, Malvales, Malvaceae. Gene Ontology annotation, molecular function: zinc ion binding. The record is from RefSeq and is a predicted model, not a curated record.